AUGAGUAGUUACUUGAGUCAAUUGGUACCCAGAAUACCAUUGAUUGGAGGUAAUGAAACUGGGAAUGACUACUUGAAAACCAUUCAAGGUAAAACCCCGAAGCUAAAAUAUAUCACCAUUUUCAACCCGGAGUUCAUCACUGGUAAGGGCGAGGAGAACGAAGACUUGUUACAUCAAAUCUUUUGUUUUAUAUCCGAUAAUAAUGAAGGAGAUGAUCUAGAAUCUAACAAAGUUGAACAGGUUCGUAUUAUAGGACUUGUUCAAGCAAUGGAAGGGUUGUCUAAUGAUUUCAAUAACACCAAAGGCUCGGAAGCUCAUAUAAUCAACGCCAGCAAAUCCACUAUAAUUGUUAAAUCGCUUGAAGGAUCAUUCACUUUAGCGUGCUCAAUCUCAAUGCCUGAAGAUGCAAUCAAGCAAGCGGCUAUAAGCCAGCAGAUGAUCAAUUUAAUCGAUAUGUCGUAUGACUUUUUCAAGCUUCUCAAUACAAGCUUUGCCAAUAUCAUGGACAACUAUAACUCUGACAUUUUGAGAAAUUUGAUCAAAGAGAACUGGUCAGGCUUCUUUCAAAGCUACAACUCGGAAAACUUCAAGUUUCCCCCCACCGUUAAAUGGCCUAAUAGCUUGAAUUAUAAAGGAUUCUUAGGGUUUUUUGAUAGCCUUGAGCCUGAACCCAAGCUCUAUAAAAAGUCAUCAAUUGAACUCAAUUACAACAUGAAAUACGAGAUAGAUCAGGUUCUAAGCUCUCUGGGAUCAGAUGGUCCUUUGGGUGUUAUACUUAGCUGUUUUAAUAAGAGUGUGCCCAAGAAAUACGGACUUAUAUUCAGUAAUUCUUGCUUUGAUGAUGAACUACAGGAGUCUUCGAUACUGAAUGACAGCCUUAUAGAUAUUUACAACUACCUCGAGUAUUAUGACUAUCAUGAUAAGUUGAAUACAGCUGAUUUGAUCAAACUCAGCAACAAGGACCUCUUUUCGUCGCCUUCACAAAUGAAAGAGAACAUUAACAUUGAGUUUGCAGAAGAAAGACAAACAAGCGAGGAAACAGAGACUAACUACUUGAGAGAUGGAGUUUAUUUUGCACGAGAUAUGUUGAAUCCAAUCAACUUGACCAAUAAUUUGGUGAUUCUGCCCCUAAACUAUACCAUGAACAGCAUGAUGAACAUGAGAUUGAAUUCCGAACCAAGCAACUGGUUGAAAAUUCCAACUUAUUUCCAGUUUGGUAGUGAUGCUGAACCAGUUUCUGAAAUUAGGGUAGAAGAACUGCCGUCAAUUCCCGGUUCAUAUGUGAUCGGGUUGGUGAGAGACAAAACUGGCACCGAAAUCAUCCAGAGAAAGCUCGUCUACUUGGACACCAAAAUGAAAAACGGGCAAGGAGAAGUUGUCCAAGAAGAACGAGAGUAUCUGUUGGUUAUAUACGAAAAAGAUGGAAUUUAUAUGACAUUGAUCUAUAAUUCAUCCAUGGCAGAGUUGGAUGAUCCCCAGUUUUACCUGAAAUUAAGCAAGAACACUAUCAUUCCAACUUUAGAUGAGCUGGCAGAUUUUUUACAAGGAACUGACAUGAUGGAGUCGAGUGUUGGGUCUCUAACGAAAAGUAUAAAUGAGUCGGCAGCUGACCAAGUGGAUAGUGAUUUCUUCUUUGUCAUCUAUGAUGAACAGGAGAAGCACAUCAAAUCAUCACUCCCAUAUUUACCACUACCCAUAAACUUGGAGGAGGUGAACCAGGCAGACAAGUCAGCUCUAAACAUACGAAGUGCUAUGUUCUACCUCCAUGAUCAGCUUCUUGACUUGUUUUUUCUCCAGAAAACUGAGUUCUUGAAAAACAACCACCUUAAUGAAUACUUCCACAAAUUCAGCACCAAUAAAAUCAAUGACUGGAUGUUCUACUACAUCAAAUACGAAGAAAAGUAUAUUAUCAUAAUCAGAAACAUUAAUCAUAAUAAUGCCUUUAAAAGAAGAAGGCACUUGGCUCAAGUCAAAUCGGGUGUACUGGUUGUAUCAGAAAACGUCAUAAAGGUGGACUUCCUAGAUAAUUUGGGCGAUGAUGUCAAGCUCUGGUUCGAGAACUACAUGAUCAACGGCAGCACAUAG
Yamadazyma tenuis ATCC 10573 is the source of this 2085-nucleotide messenger RNA. RefSeq lists its product as uncharacterized. Gene Ontology annotation, biological process: vesicle-mediated transport. The record is from RefSeq and is a predicted model, not a curated record. Lineage: Eukaryota; Fungi; Ascomycota; Pichiomycetes; Serinales; Debaryomycetaceae.